CAACAACAUUAAAGUUAAUGUGUGUCUUUUUUUUUUACCAUCACAAUAAGCGUUAUAUUAUUUCCGUCGCAAUAAACGUAAAUAUAUGUCUAAUACCUACCUAGGAUUGCCACAAUAGUGCCAUAGGUUUUCGACCUGUAGGUCGUCCAGGAAGGGUAGUGAUGACGUCACGCUUGGUUGAUAAGUUAAUACUACGUCAGGUGUCUGAUCUCGAAGUGUGGGGAGGGGGGCAGAGUCCAAAAUACAGCCAGGUCUGGAACGUCCGUGAGAGCAAGGUGUUUGUGUGAGAGAGAAAGAGACGAAGCUUGUUGCAGCAAAAAUGGACAUGCCGAUGUCCUUCUACUGGUCUGACCAGGCCGUCAUUUUGUUUGACGGCUGGUCUGUGCAGGAUGCGACCGGCAUGGCCUUCAGUGUACUCGCGAUCAUCUGUUUCGGCGCGCUGUUCGAGGGUCUGAAGCGGCUGGUGGGGUGGGUGGGGAAGGGGAAGGGGUUAUGGGUCGACAGGGAGACACGGGACACGUCCGACCCGGAGGCCGAGGAGAGCACGCCGCUUCUCAGAUCACCCCCGGACGUCGCUCUGACCAGGAAGAGGAAGUUACGGUACCACCUAGCCCAGUCCCUGCUGCAUGUACUGCAGGUGGUGGGGGCCUACUGUCUGAUGCUGGUGGUCAUGACGUACAACGGCUGGCUGGCCAUCGCAGUCUUCCUGGGCGCCGGCAUCGGCUACCUCGUCUUCUUUGCAGACAUGGAACUCAAACAAACGUGAAAAACUCAAGCCAAAAAAUUUUACGACUCGCUUGUGUAACCUAGUUAGCUUUUGCUCAUAAUUACAAAAAAAGACUUCGCUAGUUCGGCAACCUGAGGAAAGACGAACCACUCCAUAGCAGAUAAUCAGAUACAAAGUCUGCGAAAGCUCCAAAUAUAAAGAUAGCUUAAAAUAUCGCAAAUAACAUUACUUCAAAUAUAUCUGUUUGUAUAAUAGAAGAGCCGAAACCAUCAUAUGGCAGAAGCUUCCAUAGAUUUUAUUU
This is a messenger RNA of Branchiostoma belcheri (Belcher's lancelet), 1028 nucleotides long. RefSeq names its product probable low affinity copper uptake protein 2. The transcript is spliced from 2 exons. NCBI's taxonomy places the organism in Eukaryota, Metazoa, Chordata, Leptocardii, Amphioxiformes, Branchiostomatidae. The record is from RefSeq and is a predicted model, not a curated record. Gene Ontology annotation, molecular function: copper ion transmembrane transporter activity. Gene Ontology annotation, cellular component: membrane. Gene Ontology annotation, biological process: copper ion transmembrane transport. Bases 320 to 766 code for a protein of 148 amino acids.